ACAAGUUAAAAAGGGAAGUGGAAGAAGAAAUGCAAUUCAUUUCGCAUAGAGAGUGAAACGACGGCGUCUGAGACUGACAAUGUCUACUCCCGGUGAGGAAGAUAAGAAGCCCGGUGGUGAUCAAGCCGGACACAUCAAUCUCAAAGUCAAAGGCCAGGAUGGAAAUGAGGUAUUUUUCAGAAUUAAACGAAGCACGCAGCUGAAGAAGCUUAUGCAUGCUUAUUGUGACCGGCAAUCAGUGGAUUUUAACUCCAUUGCCUUUCUGUUUGAUGGGCGUCGCCUCCGGGUCGAGCAGACUCCUGAUGAGCUGGAGAUGGAGGAUGGUGAUGAGAUAGAUGCUAUGUUACACCAGACUGGAGGUGCAUUUGCUUAGAUGAGUAUGGUGCUUGGAUAUGUAUUAUGAAUUAACUCUAGUUACCAAAUUACUUGAGGCUUUAUCAGGAUGUAUCUGUGUUCACAUUUCCUGUUAUAUAACUUGCUAGAUUGAGUAUGCUUUAUGCUAUAUGUUUUCCCCCGUUUAA
Molecule: messenger RNA, 521 nt
Organism: Salvia hispanica
Lineage: Eukaryota; Viridiplantae; Streptophyta; Magnoliopsida; Lamiales; Lamiaceae
Product: small ubiquitin-related modifier 2-like
Molecular function (GO): protein binding
Source: RefSeq, a predicted model, not a curated record